CCAGCCUGCAUCGAUGCUCCCUAGUCCCCCCCAACUAUGCAAAGCAAGGAACGUCUCACGUCAUUUGUGGCCAAUCACUGAACGGCUCGGUGACAUAAUGUCGAAGGGAACCUUAUAUAAGUAAGCACGGGCGGCGGCGCCGCUCAAUAAUUGAGCUUCCAGAGUGUUUUGCUGUUCUCGAGCCCUCGUAGCGCAUAAGGAAGUAGCUGCCUCGUUACUGACUGACACAACGUUACAGAGGAACAAAGGCUACAGAGCAGCAGCCGCCACUGUACCUCCCAAUGGAAUCUGGUGUAUGCAGCUGCUGUGCAGUGUGACGGCGCAGCAUACACACAGUGAGAAGAUCCAGGCGGCAGUGCCAGUCUGCCACUGAUAGUCCGAGGAAGACGCAGCGCUAACGGGAAAAAGUUACUUGCUGACCCUGCCACACCAGUGUUACACGUACCGACAGCCCCCGGAGUGUGACUGACCAGCAGCGGGGACGGCAAACAAAGACUGGCUGCCUCUUAAAGGGAACCUGACAUGUACAAGAACAAAGGCAUCUUCCUCAUACAACUUUUAUUGUAGACCCGCCUCCUGGCAGCCCGCAACAGAUCGCUGCUAGUUGUCUCACUCGGGACACAUCGGGACUUGGAUCUGUGUUGGGAGAUGGGGGUCUAGGCUGUGGAUCACCUCCCGCUUUUCCCCACGACUGCCUUAAGGUAUAAUGGAAAUACCUUUCUACCAUGAUGAUGUGUUGAAUGUGCCUCAGGCUCCCAGCUUCUAUACUUCCACCGUUUGCAACAUGAUGAAGAAAAACCUUAACCUCAACCUGAAUGACCAGGUGGUGGCCAACCUGAAGCCCCUGCGUGACGGGGAUGGCAUUCUGACCUCUCCCGACCUUGGUUUGCUAAAGCUAGCUUCUCCGGAGCUGGAGAGACUUAUCAUCCAGUCCAAUGGCCUGGUCACCACUACACCUACCACCAGUCAGUUCAUUUACCCAAAGGUGGCCAGCGAAGAACAGGAGUUUGCAGAAGGAUUUGUGAAAGCACUAGAGGACUUGCACAAGCAGAAUCAACUUGGGGUACCUCCCAGUGGUGUGGAUUUAAGUUCAGUGCCUGCUGGGGGCAGCCUGCAGGCACCCCCACCAUCUGAUGUUCCUGUUUAUGCCAACCUCAGCAGCUACCCUAGUGGUGCAUUGGGCACCACUGUAAACUACAGCACUGAUACUGUGCCAUACCCACCUCCACCAUCCGGCAUGUCCCAACAGCCUGCUCCCCCUCCGCCUAGACUUCAGACUCUCAAGGAUGAGCCUCAGAUAGUGCCAGAGGUGGCAAACUUUGGGGAUAGUCCCCCAAUGUCCCCAAUAAAUAUGGACACACAAGAAAGAAUAAAGGCUGAAAGAAAACGAUUGAGAAACAGAAUAGCAGCUUCCAAGUGCAGGAAGAGGAAAUUGGAAAGAAUUUCCAGACUGGAGGAAAAAGUUAAAAGCCUUAAGAAUCAAAAUACAGAGCUGGCAUCUACUGCUAACCUGUUGAGGGAACAGGUGGCCCAGCUCAAGCAGAAGGUCAUGAGUCAUGUCAACAGUGGCUGCCAACUUCUGCCUCAACAAGUCCAAGCCUACUAAGCUUAGGGUGGGAAAACGUGUAUCAGUUAUGUCUUUUGUCUUCUUGCACCUACUGAAAAACUUCAUUCCAAAAUUUAGGAUCUCACUUGCCAAAAAGUGGGCCUGGCAAAAUGCCAACGUGUAGCAAUCCAGAUUAAAGACAUGACCAAAGACUAUGGUGGCCUGUCUUGCUUAGACUAGAGACCAGUCUGCUUCAAUCACUACUGUCCAUAGACAACAAUCUUCCUCACCUGAGAUGACCUGUCUAAUUUACAUUUAAACAGCGAGCAGUGUUAAUUAUUCUAGUCUUUAGCUAUUUUGAAAUAGGUUCUUCUCAGACAAUGUUUCUUGACAGAAAUGUUUCACCAUGUAUAGUUAAAUGACUGUUGCCUUUUGCUGCAUAUGCUUUUGUUGUCUGAUAUGUCAAGACAACAAAAAUCUGACUCAUGGUCCAGAGUGCCUCCAAGGAAUACAGGACUUCCUUCUCCCCUUCUUCAUCAUGUAAAGGUUUACAGUACCCCAGUGAUGUGGUGACAUGCAAACGGUGUUUAUACUUACAAUAUGUUCCAGACAAACUUGGUUGAAUAUUAAUGCCAAGUGCAAUUAGUGCUGAUUUACAUAUAUACUGCCUUAAAUGUUUACAACAUCUCUAGAGCAGGGAUCAAUUCCCCUGCAGAUGUUUAACCUCUUUCACCCUGGAGGUUUUUUGACAUUGCAGCUUACUCCUGUACUGGAGUAGUUAUGCUAAAGUGUGAGUAUGUAAUGGUUGCACAAGUUAACUGUAAAUUGUAAAUUAAUGUAAUAUUUUACUGAACUUGUUUUUUGAAGUGUUCAAUUUGCUAUAUUUAUGUUAUACUGGGAACAAUGUUUUUAAGCUGUUUUUUUACUACACAUUCCAGUAUAUCCAAUACUUUUGUGCUUCUGUGUACAAUAAAGUAUGGUCUUGUUGA
Molecule: messenger RNA, 2535 nt
Organism: Pseudophryne corroboree (corroboree frog)
Lineage: Eukaryota; Metazoa; Chordata; Amphibia; Anura; Myobatrachidae
Gene: JUND
Product: JunD proto-oncogene, AP-1 transcription factor subunit
Exons: 1
Coding region: 707-1606 (299 amino acids)
Biological process (GO): regulation of cell population proliferation; regulation of transcription by RNA polymerase II; regulation of cell cycle
Cellular component (GO): transcription regulator complex
Molecular function (GO): transcription factor binding; DNA-binding transcription factor activity, RNA polymerase II-specific; RNA polymerase II cis-regulatory region sequence-specific DNA binding
Source: RefSeq, a predicted model, not a curated record